This is a messenger RNA of Linum trigynum, 1293 nucleotides long. Lineage: Eukaryota; Viridiplantae; Streptophyta; Magnoliopsida; Malpighiales; Linaceae. The record is from the annotation of a GenBank genome assembly.
AUGAGAUUCUCCCCUACGUGGCUUUCCAUGAUUGGUAAGUCGUUAUCCCCGUGCGUCACCGUCUCACAGUUGUACCGGACACGCAAUCCGAGAGGAUGGAAUUACGCGGGCAGUUCGCUGAUCUACUUAUUAAGCAAACCCAGCCGAGCGUCGAGAAAUCUCUGUAGCUGUGAGUUACUCGAUCAAAUGGCAAUCAAGACAAAUGGGUUCAUCGAUGGGAUCUUCCCCGAGGAGCUGAGGAGAGUGCUGCAGUCUCUGGCCAUGGAAUGGGGAGAUGUGGUGGAAGACAUGAAAGCCUUGCAGGUGAUACCAAUGAAAGGUGCGAUGACGAAUGAGGUUUACCAGGUGAACUGGCCGACGAAGGGAGGAGGGGAAGGAAUCAACAGGAAGCUGUUGAUUCGAAUCUAUGGCGAAGGUGUUGAUCUGUUCUUCAAUAGGGAUGAUGAAGUCAGGACGUUUGAGUGUAUGUCGAACCAUGGUCAAGGCCCUAGGCUUCUUGGCCGGUUCCCUGAAGGCAGGGUUGAAGAGUUUAUCCAUGCUAGGACACUUUCAGCUGCUGAUUUAAGGGACCCUGAGAUUUCUGCUCUGAUAGCAGCAAAGAUGAGGGAGUUUCACAAUCUUGAGAUGCCUGGCUCAAAGACUGUGUCAGUUUGGAACAAAAUGAGGGAUUUGUUGGGUGAGGCUAGAAGCUUGUGCACUGUGAGAGAUGCUAAAGAGUUUCGCUUGGAUGUUUUGGAAGAUGAGAUCAAUAUGCUGGAGAAGGAGAUCUCGAAAGGGCGCCAUGAGACUGGGUUCUGUCACAAUGAUCUGCAAUAUGGCAAUGUAAUGAUCGAUGAAGAAACCAAGGCUAUCACUUUGAUUGAUUACGAGUAUGCAAGCUACAAUCACAUUGCUUAUGACCUGGCAAAUCACUUCUGCGAAAUGGCUGCGAAUUACCAUUCUGAUACUCCACACAUCCUGGAUUUUGACACAUACCCAGGACACGAAGAGCGCUGCAGAUUCGUCCGUGCUUACCUUAGCUCGUCUGGCGAGAAGCCAACCGAAGAUGAAGUGUUGCUGCUAGUUCAGGCUGUAGAAAACUAUAAGCUAGCAAACCAUCUCUUCUGGGGCCUAUGGGGCAUAAUUUCGAGAUACGUGAAUCAAAUCGAUUUCGACUAUCUGGAGUACGCGAGGCAGAGAUUGCAGCAGUAUUGGAAGAUCAAGCCAAUGCUUCUUCUGGGUUCAUCUGGGGUGGUGGUUAAUUCAUGUGAUAGUAAUGGAUAUGCAGGAGUUGGAACAAGGGAAGGGGCUUAA